Anolis sagrei ordinatus is the source of this 1402-nucleotide messenger RNA. It is a transcript of the gene TM7SF2, whose product is annotated as transmembrane 7 superfamily member 2. Lineage: Eukaryota; Metazoa; Chordata; Lepidosauria; Squamata; Anolidae. Gene Ontology annotation, biological process: cholesterol biosynthetic process. Gene Ontology annotation, cellular component: nuclear inner membrane; endoplasmic reticulum membrane. Gene Ontology annotation, molecular function: Delta14-sterol reductase activity. The record is from RefSeq and is a predicted model, not a curated record.
CCGGCCCUACAGCCCUUCCUUCUUUGGGGAAACCGAGGCACGGAAAGAACAGAAAGGACGGGGCAAUGGAGGCGGCGAGAGUCCCCCGGACCACCGAACUGGAAUUUGGGGGCACUUGGGGGGCGGCGUGCUUGACCCUCCUGCUGCCCGCCUCGACCUUCUACCUGCUGCUGGUCAGCCGGACGGCGGGGGCUUCCUUGCUGUCCUUGCCCCCUUUCCCGGCUUUCCGCUCCCUCUGGGACCCCACCGACCUCGGCCUGGUCCUGGCCUGGAUUGCCGCACAGGCCCUCCUCGCCCAGGCCCCCCUCGGAAAGGUCACCGAGGGGACCCCGCUCCGGGACAAGACCCGCCUCCAGUACCGCAUCAACGGGUGCCAUGCGCUGGGGGUGACGGGCGUGGUGCUGGGGGCGGGGCUUGCGGGGGGGCUGCGCCUCAGCUACGUCUAUGACCACUUCCUGCAGCUGGCCUUCGCUGCCACCCUGGUGGCCUUUGCCCUCAGCCUCAUCCUCUACCUCAAGGCCUUGGUGGCCCCACAAAACGCCCUGGCCCCAGGGGGCAACUCGGGGAACCCCAUCUAUGACUUCUUCCUGGGCCACGAGCUGAACCCCCGCAUCGGCUCCUUCGACCUCAAGUUCUUUUGUGAGCUGCGCCCCGGUCUCCUGGGAUGGGCGGUGAUCAACAUGGGGAUGCUGAUGAAGGAGGCGGAGCUGCGUGGCAGCCCCUCGCUGGCCAUGGUCCUGGUCAACGGCUUCCAGCUGCUGUACGUGGUGGACGCUUUGUGGCACGAGGAGGCGGUCUUGACCACGAUGGACAUCCAGCGGGACGGCUUUGGCUUCAUGCUGGCCUUUGGCGACCUGGCCUGGGUGCCCUUCCUCUACAGCCUCCAGGGUCACUUCCUGGUCACUCACCCCCAUAAGGUCAGCCUCCCUGCGGCCGCCGGCAUCGUCCUCCUUAACGGCCUGGGCUACGCCAUCUUCCGGGGCGCCAACUCCCAGAAGAACACUUUCCGCCGGAACCCCAAUGACCCCCGAGUGGCCGGCCUGCGGACGAUACCCACGGCAACCGGGCGGCGCCUGUUGGUCAGCGGUUGGUGGGGGCUGGUCCGCCACCCCAACUACCUGGGGGACCUCCUCAUGGCCCUCGCGUGGUCACUCCCCUGCGGGCUGACGCAUGCGCUGCCGUACUUCUACCCGGUCUACUUCCUUCUGCUGCUUCUGCACCGCGAGGCUCGGGACGAGCGCCAUUGCCUGCGCCAGUACGGCCUGGCCUGGCGGGAGUAUUGCCGGAAAGUCCCCUUCCGCAUCCUGCCCUACGUGUACUGAAGGCGCACCAGUGCUCAAGGCUCAUCGGUGGCAUCUCCGCAUUGCUUCUACCAUCACAAUGUGGGGAAAGUUGGCCCAAC